This is a messenger RNA of Aspergillus fijiensis CBS 313.89, 1391 nucleotides long. RefSeq names its product aromatic alcohol reductase. The coding region runs from base 154 to 1038 and encodes 294 amino acids. The transcript has 2 exons. Gene Ontology annotation, molecular function: oxidoreductase activity. NCBI's taxonomy places the organism in Eukaryota, Fungi, Ascomycota, Eurotiomycetes, Eurotiales, Aspergillaceae. The record is from RefSeq and is a predicted model, not a curated record.
CAUCAAACGCGGGGUAACGCCAUCCGUUGUGAUACGCCAGCAAAGCACCCUCAGCCCCUCAUCGGCCUUUCAUAAAUUCACCCAACACCUCAGUAUUCCACACCGUCUAUCACUCCUGAUCAUCCCACAUAGCAUAACUCUUCGUAUAGCACAAUGUCUUCUCCCAAAGUAGCCAUUGCCGGUGCAAGCGGCAAUCUUGGGCCCAGCAUCGUGCAGGCACUCAUUGACGCCGGAAUCGAAGUCACAGUCCUCACGCGCCAGGACAGCAACAAGACCAUCGACAACAACCAAGUCAAAGUCAUCCCCGUCGACUACGACUCGCGCGAAUCCCUGCAGACAGCCCUGCAGGGACAGGACGUCGUGGUCGACUCCCGGGCCAUCCUCCCCAGCGAGUCGACCAUCCGGCUGAUCGACGCGGCGAUCGCGGCGGGCGUCACCCGCUUCAUCCCCUCCGAGUUCGGCACGGACACGCUCAACCCGCUCAACGAAGCCCUACCCGUCUUCGCCAACAAGGUCGCCUCGCGCAAGUACCUCGAGCAGGUCGCCCGGACCUCCCCGCUGAGCUACAGUCUGCUGUUCACGGGCCCGUUCCUGGAUCUGGGCCUGCGCUCCGGGUUCCUGGUGAAUCUCGCGGGCCCGGUCGCGGAGCUCUACGACGGCGGGGACCAGAAGGUCAGCGGCACCACGUUGCUGGGCAUCGGGCGGGCGGUCGUCGGGAUUGUGAAGAAUCUCGAGGCCACGAAGAAUGCGGCGUUGUAUGUGAGCGAGGCGGACGUCACGCAGAAGCAGUUGAUCGCGCUCUCCGGGAAGACGCUGGAGACCAAGGUCGUCGCUACCGAGGAGCUGGAGCGGAUUGGACGCGCGGAGUUGACCAAGCCUCAGCCUCAUCCUGGCAUCGUGGCGGUCAAUUUGAUCCGUCGGUCCCUGUUUGGAGAGGGGUAUGGGAGUUUAUUUGACGAGCAGAAGCUCGCGAAUGAGUUGCUGGGGUUGAGGAGGUUGACGGAGGAGGAGCUACGGGAGUUGGUGGCUAGUGUUUGAUAUGAGUGAUCAUAAUGAUUUCAUGUUGUUAUUAGGUCUGUUGGAAGUACACAGCAUGUUGCUUGAAGGCUGUCUUGUGAGGGAGCUAUGUGUAUUCUGCGGCCCUAAGGACAGGGUUGUGGGGUAGUGAGUUCUAAGAUACCAUCCCCUCGUGUCCUCAGUGCAAUGCCAUUGCCGUCAAGUGUCUAGGAUAGCAUGAGCUAACUCAUCGAGAUAGAAAUGGCAGUGCCCCAUCAAUGAAAGUAUCAUCCAUGGCCAAAACCACCCUCAGGAGGCCUUGGGGUCCCGGAUACUGGGCUGGUAACUGGACUGGAUGUGGGUGUAGCGGCUUCGCGUGAUGCCGUUCUUCAAAC